UCUUUAAAAUUGGGUUUGGAGAAGAAGAUGAAGACUAUUUGAGGGUAUCUCUUUUUAGAUUCCUUUCUCUUUCAAGUAGGUUGUCUUUAUAAUAAUCUUUGAGGAAGCCAUUGAAGUACUGACAUGGUUUGUCAGAUUGGUCAAUUGAAUAAUUUCACUGUCGUCGUCGUCAUCUCUCUCUCUGGUUCUCUUUCUUGAAUUGAUGGAUAGUUUUCAUUGCAGAAGAAGCUGAUUGAUCACGUGCGCAGAAAUUUGAAGAUUUCAUUCUCACAAGAAGGAUCUACACCCCAACAGCAGCAGUAAUAAUUCAAUUUUACAUCUUUUAACUCUUUGCCUGUCAUCAUCUGGACAAAUAUUUAAACCAUUCAUUUCUAAUUCUAGAGAGAGAAAUGGAUUGAUGAUCUUUUCAGAAACACAAUUUCACACCACUAAAGGAUUCAUUCAUGGCGACUUACUUUCACGGGAAUCAAGAAAUUCAAGGCGAUGGAUUACAGACUUUGAUUUUAAUGAAUACCGGCGGCGGAGGUUACAACGUUGGAUAUUCCGACCACCACCAACAACCUCAGCCGCCACCGAAUUUCUCUUUCCUUAAUUCCACUUCCGCCGGUGGUGACGCGCCUACAACUAGCGCACAACAAUUUGUCGGCAUACCUUUGCCGAUUGGAUCCCACGCGCCGCCCUCUGUCGACGCGUCUGCACACCACGGUCACGGUCACGGUCAGAUUCCGCGUUUUCCUUACCACGUUUAUGGUUCCAUGGAACAGAGGACGCAACCGCAACCGCAACCGCCGCGUGAUGUCAAUCGUUCGCAACAAGGGUUGUCUUUGACACUCUCAUCGCAGCAGGUCGGUGGGAUUAGUCGUCCGUCUGUUUUAUCUCCGACGAGCGGAGGUGGGUCGCCGUCGUCGGCAUCUGGGGUUUCUAACGGCGGUGGUGGUGCAGUGGGUAACAGUGUACAGAGCGUAUUAUUGGGUUCUAAAUACUUGAAGGCUACCCAAGAACUUCUUGAGGAAACUGUUAACGUCGGGAAGGGAAUCAGGACUGGAAAAAGCGUCGGCGGCGGCGUCGCCGCAGAAACUGGUGGUGGAGGAGAGACUAGCGGGAAGAGUAACGCGGAUUUGACGACGGCGGAGAGACAGGAAAUUCAGAUGAAGAAAGCAAAACUUGUCCAUAUGCUCGAUGAGGUAGAACAGAGGUACAGACAAUACGAUCAUCAGAUGCAACUUGUGAUUUCUUGGUUCGAACAAGUUGCAGGGAUUGGUUCAGCAAGAACCUAUACAUCUCUUGCUUUACAAACAAUUUCCAAACAGUUUCGUUGUUUAAAAGACACGAUCCUAACCCAGAUUAAAGCUGCUAGCAAGAGUUUAGGUGAAGAAGAAGGAGAGAACGAAGGUUCUCGGCUUAAGUUCGUUGAUCAUCAGCUUAGGCAGCAGAAGGCUUUACAGCAACUGGGUAUGAUUCAACCUAACGCUUGGAGACCACAGAGAGGAUUACCAGAGAGAUCUGUCUCUGUUCUUCGUGCUUGGCUCUUUGAACAUUUUCUACACCCUUACCCUAAGGACUCCGACAAACAAAUAUUGGCGAAACAAACAGGGCUUACUAGAAGUCAGGUUUCGAAUUGGUUCAUUAAUGCGCGCGUUCGGCUAUGGAAGCCAAUGGUUGAGGAAAUGUACCUCGAGGAGGUGAAAGAACACGAAAACACAGGGUCGGGUGAGAAGAAGACCAACAAAGACGACGACAACAACAAUAAUAACAAAUCAAACGCAAUUCAAGAGAGAACAGCUCAAACAAAGAACCAAGACAACAACAAUCUCCUAUUGAUCCACAACAACAACGGUAACAAUAGUCCGACGGGCUUGAGCAUGCGAAACCCUCCGGUCUUUUCCCUCGUAGAUCCAUCCGAUAUGGAGGUUUCAAUCCAAAGCCCGAAAAAACAGAGGAACAACAACAACAGCAUAAACAACGAGAUCAUAAUGGCGUCAUCCAACAAAGGUGCGAUAGGAGAAGAAGAAACAAUGAACGAUCAAUUCUCGAUUAAAUUCGACACGAGCCAAAGGCAGCAAAACAACAACCGAGAGAGAUUCUCCUUACUAGGAUCCCCGACUAACCUCAUGGGGGGAUUCGGGUCAUACCCAAUGGGUGAAAUUGGAAGGUUCACAACAACCGAUCAAUUCACGGGAGCUUAUCCCGCGAAUAAUAAUGGUGUUUCACUCACCCUUGGACUUCCUCACGUUGAAAACCUAUCAAUGCCGGGUACCCAUCAUCAAAGUUUCCUCCAUAAUCAUAAUAACAUGCAAAUUGGGAGAAGAGUCGAUCUCGGGGAUGAAAGCGAAUACGGAGGCUUAAACUCGCCGUCGUCUUCUCACACGCAGGUUGUUUAUGAGACUGUGAAUUUGCAGAACCGAAAGAGGUUCUCCGCUCAAUUGAUGCAUGACUUUGUCGCGUAAAAAUGGAGGGAAUUUAAUGUUUUUAAAAGUAUUGGCCUAUAUUUUUGCAGAGAACCCAUUUAGAGUUCUUGUAGCAUUGCAACACAUUAGGGGGGGAUUUGGGUGAGGAUUGUAUAUUAUUAUUAAUUAUUCAAUAUUUUCUGCAGACAUGAUUAUAUAUAUAUAUAUAGAUGGGAUUGUUGUAAUGAAUUGUAAUUGAUACACUAUUUUAAGGGGAGGGUAUACAAAGUACUAUUUUCUUGCUAAAA
Impatiens glandulifera is the source of this 2695-nucleotide messenger RNA. Its product is annotated as BEL1-like homeodomain protein 1. Gene Ontology annotation, molecular function: RNA polymerase II cis-regulatory region sequence-specific DNA binding; DNA-binding transcription factor activity, RNA polymerase II-specific. Gene Ontology annotation, biological process: regulation of transcription by RNA polymerase II. The transcript has 5 exons. The coding region runs from base 444 to 2447 and encodes 667 amino acids. Lineage: Eukaryota; Viridiplantae; Streptophyta; Magnoliopsida; Ericales; Balsaminaceae. The record is from RefSeq and is a predicted model, not a curated record.